Messenger RNA from Dreissena polymorpha, 2781 nucleotides. Its product is annotated as serine/threonine-protein kinase Nek4-like. The record is from RefSeq and is a predicted model, not a curated record. Lineage: Eukaryota; Metazoa; Mollusca; Bivalvia; Myida; Dreissenidae. Gene Ontology annotation, molecular function: protein kinase activity; ATP binding. The transcript has 14 exons. Bases 209 to 1840 code for a protein of 543 amino acids. Gene Ontology annotation, biological process: protein phosphorylation.
AUUAUUUAGCUGGUCCCAAUCAUAAAGGAAGUAGAAGGACUUUGAAAAAGAAAGUUGACAAGUUGUAUUCUGUGAACUUGUUCCAAUUCUUAGUAUGGUGUCCAUAUUUAUGCGUAAAUUGCUCUUUUGUAAGUGAAAUGAUAUUAUUGAAAACAUUUUAAUGUUUUGACGUAGUUUUUGAAUAGGACUCAGAAAUAUAAUUAUAAUAAUGGCAACCUCGGACGAGUUUGUUAUUGACAGAACCCUUGGUGAAGGAGCUUUCGGAAAAGUCUAUCUGGUUACUGGAUCAGACGACAAGAAAAAGUAUGCUAUGAAAGUUAUCGACCUAAAGAAAGCGCCAGAUGAAGAACGUGAAUUAGCCCUGCGAGAGGCUAGUCUUUUGAAGACUUUGGACCACGAUAACGUCCUCAAGUAUACGGAUUCUUUCGAAGCCAAUGGCGCCCUGUGUAUCGUCACGGAGUUCUGCGCCCACGGUGACCUCUCUGAAUUUUUGGAUCGACGGAACUCGACGAAGACGAAGUUGGAGGAAGACCAACUCACGGAGUGGUUUCGGCAGCUGGCAAGCGCUUUAGACUAUUUACACGGGAAGAAGAUAAUCCAUCGAGAUGUGAAGACCCCAAACGUAUUUCUUACAGACAAGUGGACAACAAAACUAGGGGAUAUGGGUCUCGCCAAAGUUCUUGAAAAACCUAGUCAGAAGGCGGUGACAUUUUGUGGCAGCCCUUAUUACAUGAGCCCGGAAAUAUUCUCCUGCAAGCCGUAUGGUGAUAAGAGCGACAUCUGGGCUCUAGGUGUGAUUGUGUAUGAGAUGGCGACGCUCGAGAGGCCUUUCGACGCAACGUUGAUGCAUCAGCUGGUCUUCAAGAUCGUCCACGGCGGGCUUCCGGAAAUGCCAAAGGGCUACCGACAGGAACUGACGGACAUUCUCGCCAUUAUGCUUCAAAAAGACCCGGAUAUGCGUCCCAGCGCGGCGGUGUUGCUCGGCCACAAUUUCUUUAAAGGAAUGAAGGCACCAGCUUUGCCUCCCAGGCCCAAUGCAGCUGGAGCCUCCGGGUUGAUCAAGUCAAGGUAUAACAUCCAGCGACCAGACCCAGCACGCGGCCCUAAAGAGGACAUUCGCGCCUAUAAAGACCACGAUUUGAGCUCUUUGCUAGACACGCUGUCGCAGAUUCGUCAAAAAGAAAAGGCGGAUGCCAAAGGCGGCGCAGCGAAACCAAGAAAUUUGGGACUGACGUCGAUCCUCAUUCGGACCUCCAGGCCAGCUCCGCAAGCAGAUCCGGAAAGAAAACAGAAGUACAAGAAGACUGUUGCCAUUAAAUCUCCUACUAAGCCGGAUUUCGACAUAACAAUGAAGCCAGAUGGGAAAAACGAGGACGAGAUGGCAUCUGCAGAGGUGUCCAUUUCCGGUAUAAAACUGGAGGACAAACAGGAGGAAAAACUGGAGGGAACAAUGAGGGUGCACGCUGGCACGAAGCUCAACGCCAACAAGACUGCCACAGAGGCGAUCAGCGUCAUGCAGAUGAUCGUCCGUACCAUGACAGGCGUGUUUCCGCGAAACAUAGACGAUGACGCGUUAUCCAGUACUUCCAAGGACCCUCAGGCAGUCAUGUUGCGGCAGAUCGAACACUUACAAUAUUAUUGCACGAGGAUUCUGAACAACGACAUGGAACUGUUCCAGGAAGUGUACACACUAAUUGGAAUGGAGAAAGACGAACACAAACUUGAGGAACAACUAAUAAGCAUAUUGGGCCACGAAAAAUUUGGACUGUGCGGCGUACACUUGAUGUUUUUGAAGAACUUUGAAUACAAUAUUAGCAAACUGCAAGAAAAACGCAUUUGAAGUGGGUUUUUUCAAAUCGUAUAAUAAGCAUAGUUUAUUAUUUUAUAAUUCUUACCUAUAUUCCGUUUAAAACUGCUAUUUCCCUUCUUCCCUGCACAUAUAUAGAUCAGGAUCGGCAUUAUUCCAUUGUUGUUGAUUGUUGAAGUGUAAAUAUGGUAUAUGACUAUAGGUUAGUGUUGUUGAAUAUAUCGUUAUUAAAUAAACAAUACUUUUGCUUGUUUGUGUUGACGACCUCUAUCUAUUUGUUGCUUUAGAUGUGCUUUUCAAAGAAUAUUCGCCUGUAAAGAGAAGAUGAAUUGUGUUAGGAUACAAAUAAUUACAGUAUCUUGAGGUACUGUAUAUGUACGAAUGUCUUUAGGAUCGUGUAUCAACGCAGCAGUGUCUAUAGAGAUUUGUAUUUAUUUCUUGUUUCCAUUAAUAUGCUGUACAAUUAUCUCGAGACGGACGUCGAUUCAUAUUGUUUAACUGCUUGUAUUGUCAGAAGUUUAUUAUCUCGAAACAAACGAAAUGUAAUGCUGCUAAAAAUCUAAGUUAUAUUCAACAAUAUCUGAAAAAAAAUGUUUGCAGACUAAUCUCCUCUUAUUUUUGUACAGUGCCCCAUAUUAAUUGGAGGAUUCCACUAUCUUUAUUACUAUUUAUUUAUAUUUAAGACAUUUAUAAUAUAAAUUAUAACGUUUUCUUAUGAAAGAACAAUUAAAUAUUUAGUUAUGUAUAAUUUUAUAUUGUUAAACCAAUUAUGACAUUUUGUUUUCAAAGAUUGUUAGUAAUGUGGGUGCUAUAUGUAUUCACAAUUCAUUUUCUAUCGAUUUGCAAAAUAUAUCUGUGAUUAAUUCAUAUGUAUUGUUUAACUGAUUUUUAUAUCACAUUUAUUUUCGUUCAUGUUAUGCAAGCGACGUGUGAAUAUUCAUUAAAAAGCAAUUAAAUGCAAAACUGCCAAUAAA